Molecule: messenger RNA, 3546 nt
Organism: Scomber scombrus (Atlantic mackerel)
Lineage: Eukaryota; Metazoa; Chordata; Actinopteri; Scombriformes; Scombridae
Gene: stxbp5l
Product: syntaxin binding protein 5L
Exons: 27
Coding region: 1-3546 (1181 amino acids)
Biological process (GO): regulation of exocytosis; regulation of protein secretion
Cellular component (GO): plasma membrane; SNARE complex; cytoplasm
Molecular function (GO): GTPase activator activity; myosin II binding; syntaxin binding
Source: RefSeq, a predicted model, not a curated record
AUGAAGAAGUUUCGGAAGGUAUUGGACGGUUUGACAACCUCCUCACCAGGGGGGACUAUCGGAUCUCCAUCGUGCGGCAGCGCGGCCGGGACUCCCACCGCAGCGCCAACUCCCAAGGAUAUCGACGUCCAAGAGACGCUGGUGUCGGAAAACUUUCAGCUGUGUAAGACGGUUCGUCAUGGUUUCCCUUACCAGCCCACUGCUUUGGCCUUUGACCCUGUGCAGAAGCUCCUGGCCAUUGGCUCCAGAUCAGGCGGCGUGCGGAUAUUGGGGCGACCUGGGGUGGACUGCUACUGUCAGCAUGAGAGCGGAGCAGCUGUUCUUCAACUGCAGUUCCUCAUCAAUGAGGGGGCGUUGGUCACAGCCUGCGCAGACGACACGCUACACUUGUGGAAUCUCCGUCAGAGGCGGCCAGCUAUCCUGCAUUCACUCAAAUUCAACAGAGAGAGGAUCACAUUUUGCCACCUUCCCUUCCAGAGUAAAUGGCUGUACGUGGGGACGGAGCGCGGAAACACACACAUCGUCAACAUCGAGUCCUUCAUUUUGUCGGGAUAUGUCAUCAUGUGGAAUAAGGCCAUUGAACUAUCAACUAAAACUCAUCCAGGACCUGUGGUUCAUUUGAGCGACAGCCCGAAGGAUGAAGGCAAGCUGCUUAUCGGGUUUGAAAGUGGGACGGUUGUACAGUGGGACCUAAGGGUCAAGAAGGCUGACUUCAGAAUCUACUACGAUGAGGCUAUCCAUUCAGUCGGCUGGCAUCAUGAAGGGAAGCAGUUCAUGUGCAGUCACUCAGACGGCAGCCUGACCAUGUGGAACCUCAGAAACACCACCAAGCCAUUCCAGGUCACCUUCCCGCACGGAAAGAUACAGAAGGAUGGGAGGAAGGAGUCAUGUAAACCGAUCCUCAAAGUGGAGUACAAGACCUCAAGGAACAGCGAGCCUUUUAUCAUCUUCUCUGGGGGUCUUUCUUAUGACAAGGCAGGACGGCGGCCAACAUUAACCAUUAUGCACGGCAAGGCCAUCACUGUGCUGGAGAUGGACUAUCCGAUCGUAGAGUUCAUGGCCCUCUGUGAGACUCCUUACAACAACGAGGUCCAGGAGCCAUAUGCAGUGGUGGUGCUUUUGGAGAAGGACUUAAUUGUGGUGGAUCUGACACAGAGCAACUUUCCUGUCUUUGAGAAUCCUUACCCCAUGGACAUCCACGAGUCUCCAGUUACCUGCACAGCCUAUUUUGCAGAAUGUCCUCCCGACAUUAUCCCCAUCCUGUACUCCAUAGGAGCUAAACACAAGAAGACCGGAUACAGCCAAAAGGAGUGGCCAGUUAGUGGAGGGACAUGGACGUUAGGCUCCCAUACCUACCCAGAGAUCAUCAUCACAGGACAUGCUGAUGGAUCAAUUAAGUUUUGGGAUGCAUCUGCCAUCACACUACAGAUGUUGUACAAGUUGAAGACCUCCAAGGUGUUUGAAAAGCCAAAGGUGGGUGAGGGCCGGGCUGCCGAAUUGGUGGAGGAGGACCCCUUUGCUGUUCAGAUGGUCAGCUGGUGCCCCAAGAGUCGCAUCUUUUGUGUAGUCGGCAUCUCAUCCCACAUCAUCUUGUAUCGCUUCAGCAAAUACGACGCUAACACACAGAUAGUGUCACUAGAGCUGCGUCUGCAGUGUGAGUCAGAGGAUGUCAACUCUCCAUCAGAGAAUGAAAACACUCCCUGCUUCUCAGAGCCUGGCUCUCACUCACCCCAGCCCCACCAGCAGCCAGCAAGCCCUGGCAGCGGGACACUAGAGGGUAUCAAAGACAGCAUCCCCUAUCUCAAAGUGAAGGACCGGGUGGUUCGUGUGCCCCCUGGCUACCAGGCAGAACUGGUUAUCCAGCUGCUGUGGACAGAUGGAGACCCUCCACAACAGAUCACCAGCUUGGACAUCAACUCUGCCUAUGGCCUUUUGGCAUUUGGGAACUGUAAUGGCCUAGCGGUGGUGGACUACUUGCAGAAAACCAUCCUCUUGUGUAUGUCGACACUGGAUCUAUAUGGAACCGCUGAUCCCUACCAGCGCCUUACCCGCUCCCCCCGCAGGAACAGACAGUCCACCUCAGGUAAGUUUUGCAUGCGUGGCCUGUCUAACUUUUAUUCAGAUUCAAAGAAAAGGAUUCGUACAUCCUAUCAGAGCCUUACUGAACUCUCUGACAACCAGCAGUCCAUUGACAUGGAGAGAAGCAAGUCGCCCACUUCAGAUCAUGUAAAUGGACAUUGCACUAGCCCCACCUCCCAGCCCUGCUCGGCGGGGAAGCCUCGCAUCCCGAUGGGUCAGGAGGGGCCACGGCUUACCCGCAGAGGCCCUGGCCGACCGCCCUUCCGCAAGGCCCAGUCCGCUGCUUGCAUGGAGAUCUCUUUGCCUGUGUCCCACACUGAAGAGAGUCGUGAAAACUCCUUCAGCCGCUCACGCAGCUCCAGUGUGUCCAGCAUCGACCGGGACACCAAAGAGGCAAUCACCACUCUGCAGUUCGGAGAGUCAUAUGGUCGAAAGAGUGACGCCCAACCCACACCAUGUCUGUGGGUAGGCACCAGUUUAGGUGUGGUCUUACUCAUCCCAAUGUCCAUUCCCACUGAGCAAGAGGAAAGGAUGGAGGAAUCUGUCACCAUUGGCCCCAGUGGAACGGUCAUGAUGCUGAAAGGCUCUGUGUUGCGCUUUGGCUUCUUGGACUGCAUGGGAGCACACAUUCAAAGCCCCUAUGAGGUUUGGCGAGACCUCAAUGCCCCUGAGGACCCUGACCGACCACGGAGGCGCAAGCUGGUAAAUUUUUCACCCUCGUCGUCCCAGGACGCUUGCGGAGAGGGACAUCUGGCUGUAGUGUGCUCCGAGAGGCAGGCCAAAGUAUUCUUGAUGCCCUCGCAGUCUUGCCUCUUUGUCCACAACAUCACUGAGUCGUCUUUUGUACUGCGAGCCGACAUUGUAUCUGUGUCUAACAGCGUGUGCCUGGCCUGCUUCUGCGCUAACGGACAUGUCAUGACACUCAGUUUGCCCAGUCUAAGACCGCUGAUGGAUGUCAAUUACCUGCCUAUGACAGACAUGCGCAUUGCAAGAACCUUUUGCUUCACCAACGGGGGGCAGGCGCUGUAUCUCAGCUCCCCGACAGAGAUCCAGAGAGUUACAUACAGCCAGGAGAUGUGUGACAACCUGCAGGAAAUGCUGGGAGAGCUUUUUACACCAACAGAAACACCAGAAGCCCAGAACAGAGGCUUUUUAAAAGGCUUCUUUGGAGGAAAUGCCAAUACAUUCGACAGAGAGGAGCUCUUUGGUGAGGCAGCAGCUGGGAAGGCUUCUCGGAGUCUGGCACAGCACAUCCCCGGGCAGGUGGGAAUGGAGGGCAUGAAGGUGGCAGCUAGCGGAGUGGUGGGUGAUCUGGCUCGGGCCCGCAUUGCUCUGGAUGAGAGAGGCCAGAGACUGGGAGAGCUGGAAGACCGAACCGCCCUGAUGAUGACCAGUGCAGAAACCUUCUCCAAACAUGCUCAUGAGCUGAUGCUUAAGUGCAAGGACAAGAAAUGGUACCAGUUCUAA